AUGCUCGUCGAACACGCUGCCGACGGUCUUCUGGCGUACUCGGUGCACCCUGGCGGCAUCAUGACUCGACUAGCAGAGGCCAUGCACCAAGACACACAUUCCGCCUUGACCGACAACCCGGCAUUGACGGGAGACACGAUAGCCUUCUUGACGCACGAACGUAGGCCCUGGCUGGCUGGCCGCUACCUCAGCUGCACCCGGGACAUGGAAGAGCUUCUGGCCCGCGAAGACGAGAUCUCAGGAUCCGAGAAGCUCAAGGUGAGACUGGUGCUAUGA
Molecule: messenger RNA, 276 nt
Organism: Capronia epimyces CBS 606.96
Lineage: Eukaryota; Fungi; Ascomycota; Eurotiomycetes; Chaetothyriales; Herpotrichiellaceae
Exons: 2
Coding region: 1-276 (91 amino acids)
Source: RefSeq, a predicted model, not a curated record